Molecule: messenger RNA, 1760 nt
Organism: Cornus florida
Lineage: Eukaryota; Viridiplantae; Streptophyta; Magnoliopsida; Cornales; Cornaceae
Product: proline-rich protein 4-like
Exons: 2
Coding region: 174-1484 (436 amino acids)
Source: RefSeq, a predicted model, not a curated record
UGCAACCAUUAGUUUUGCAUUUGCAAAGCCUCUUGAAUCACUCCCAUAUCUUAUAAAUGUUGUGUCAGACUCAUUUCAUCUCUCAACCCAUUGAAUCACAUUGUACAAACUUAUAGCUUCUCAAUUUCUUCUCUCUCUCAUACUAUUGAGUUGCUUAAAGUUUGGCACUUUUAAUGAGGGUUCUUCCCAUUUGCAGAGGAGCCAUUUUGGGCUUCUGGGUGGCUUUGGUUUUGGCUGUGAGUUUCUGCUACGGCAACAAUGAGACGGUUGAGGUGGUUGGAAAUGUAGAAUGUGCAGAUUGUGCAGAGAACAACAUUAAGGCCAGCCAGGCAUUUUCAGGGCUUCACGUUGCCAUUAAUUGCAAGUCAAGUGAUGGAGAGCUCAAAACAAGGGGGAUCACUGAUGUUGAUGAAGAAGGAAAAUUCAGAGUGUCACUCCCUUACGAAAUUCUAAAAAAUGAAGAAUUGAAAGAGGAAUGCUUCGCACAGCUUCACAAUGCAUCAGGUGCACCAUGCCCAGCCCACAAUGGCGAAGACACCUCCAAGAUAAUCCUCAAGUCCAAAGCCAAUGGGAAAAUCACCUUAGGACUGGCUGAAAAACUUAAAUUUUCCCCAGUCAUAUGUGCUUCCACAACCUUUUGGCCUUUCGUCAGGUUCCCACAAUUUCCGAUUUUUCCAGGAACACCAGUUGAAUCUUCUCCACCCCCAACACAUGAGGCUCCUCCUCCAGCUGCACCAGUGAAUUCAAUUCCACCACCAGCCCCGGUACCUGAGAUGCCACUUCCGCCGCCAAGUUCAGUCCCACAGCCUAGUCCUAUGCGUAAGCCACUUCCUCCCCCGGUGCCAAUUUCUACGAAGUUGUCUCCACCACCUGUUCCUGUUUCUCCAAGUCUACUUCCUCCACCCGUUCCAGUUUAUAAGAAUCCAACUCCGCCACCAGCUUCAGCUCCAAUCUACAAUAACCCACUUCUACCACCUGCUCCUGUUCCUGAGGUGUCCCCUCCUCCAAUUCCAAUUUGUGAGAAGCCCUUUCCACCACCUACGCAAAAGCCACUUCCUCCUCCAGUUCCAAUUUUUAAGAAGCCACUUCCACCACCUAUUCCACUGCCACCUCCAUAUAAGAAACCCCUUCCACCACUUCCUCAUAAGCCAUUUCCUCCACCAAUUCCUCAAGUUCCACUUCCUCCAUCAAUUCCAGCACCUAAGAAACCUCUGCCACCAGCCGGUCCAAUAUACAAGGAGCCACUCCCCCCUGCUCCGGCACCAAAAGCUAACCCACCCGUAAACUCUCCCAUUCCAUCUCCACCGGCAACACCUAAACUUUCAUCUCCCCCUCCAGUUGUUACAAAACCAAAUCCUCCAAUUCCUAGAGCUCCUCCUAUCCCUAAACUUCCUCCUAUCCCCUCAGUUCCGCGGAAGUACUUCAACCAACCCAAUCCCAGUCACAAAGCUCCUCCCAUUUCACCCCUUUCUUCUCAUGGUUAACUGUGGUACCUUGGGUUGUUCCCAAUAUUGCGUAUGUGAAUGUUGCAUCGUCCGAAAAGAAAGAUAUUAAUUGACAUUCUAGGUGAAAAAGGGCAUUGAAGGAACAAAGAGAAGCGAAAAUGAAAAACAUGCUUGAGAGAGUGAUCAUGAUCAUUGACAUAGUGGAAUGAUUGUAAUCGUGUGUAUGAAUUGUUCUGUAUGUACCUUGCGAAAAUAUAUAUAUAUGUAUGUAUGUAUGUUCUGUAUGUGUUAAUUUAUUUUGGGCGCGGUUGUUAA